This is a messenger RNA of Chara braunii, 1824 nucleotides long. Lineage: Eukaryota; Viridiplantae; Streptophyta; Charophyceae; Charales; Characeae. The record is from the annotation of a GenBank genome assembly.
GCUUUUGCGACUCCCGCGUAGUUGCCCCUAAAUUGAACGAGAGAGUGCGUAGCCAGCAUUAUUGCAUUGAAUAGAGGAAAAGUAGCUGGAAGCACGACGAUGUGUUCUCCGACGACGCGGACGAUGAGGAUGAAACAAGACCGCGGAGUGUCUGUCCUUCUGCCAGAAGUGGGGCCAGAACAACUCGUGGUCGACCAGGGACAAUAGCCAGCACAAGGAAGAUGCGCCAAGCGAAAUCGCGGUUGCCGGAGGAUGAUGGUGACAGCGACGGUGACGAACCGCUCGAUCUCCUCGAUGCAAGUCGUGCCAGGAAGGCGCUGAUGGCCGGAUCUCAUGCUUCGCAGAAGGAAACUCAGGAGCAGGAUGACGUCAAGUACGCGCCUGACGGAAGGAUGGUCAUCGAUGAGAAAGAAGACCGGAAGGAGAAAAAGCGGAAGCGUGGCGACGUGGCUGGAGAAGGCAGUGAUGGUGACGAGGAUGGAGCCAGUCGAGGAGGCAAGAGCAGCAGCAAGUGGGGAAAGAAGUCGUCCAAGGAUCGCGCAGGAAAACACGGCAAGAAAAAACGCGCGCAUACAGGGGAAGAGUACAAACCGCAAAGGGGAGCUGGAGGUGAUGCUAAGGGGAACAAGAAAGUGGAACCGUACGCGUACUGGCCUCUCGAUAGGAAACUCCUCAAUCGGCGAGAAGGCAAAAGAGUGGCUGCAAGGAAGGGGAUGGCUGGAGUGAUGAAAGUUAAAAAGGGCAAGACAGGUAUGGCGAAGCGACAAAAAAUUGGUCGAAAAUGAUUUGAUCGAUCGAUUGAUUGAUCGAUUGAUCGGGCGAUUGAUUGCUUGCUUGAUGGAUGGAUGGAUGGAUGACAGCGUCCUCUGCUACAUUUAUCACCAUUCGAGACUUUCCGUCGUUUUGUCAGAACGCUCUUGCCAAGGUGUGUGUUAUUGAUUCCGUCGCAUCCGUCAGAGAUUGUUUUUACUUUUUUUUUUUGUGUAAGCUCUCAGCUCAUUUACAUGAGGAUGAUUGUUUGCUUGUUUGUUACAAGAGAGAGAGAGAGAGAGAGAGAGAGAGAGAGAGAGAGAGAGAGAGAGAGAGAGAGAGAGAGAGAGAGAGAGAGAGAAGGACGUGUGGUGCGCACACUGUUGAGGCAAUGAAGGACGUGUGGUGCGCACACUGUUGAGGCAAUGUCGGGUCAGUGUUUAGUAGAGAGAGAGAGAGAGAGAGAGAGAGAGAGAGAGAGAGAGAGAGAGAGAGAGAGAGAGGGAAGGACGUGUGAUGCGCACAAUGUUGAGGCAAUGUCGGGUCAGUGUUUAGUAGUGUCGACCCUCGGCAGUCGGAUUUUGUUUUCCGUGUGGUGAGUGAGCGAGUGUUGGGGGAAAUCAACGUCUCUCUCAGCGAGACGGAAGCGAAGCGGGUGGAGCUUUGACUGGAGCAGCAGCUAAGGCAGAAAAAAAGUGUAUUGGAACUUUGUAGCUUCGGUAAAAAAUUAUGAGCCAAGUGGACCUUGUCUUCGAAGUGGUCUUCUUCUUUUCUGUUUGGUAAGCGGGGUGUGGCGGGUGGCCGGUGUAAAGGGGGGUUGGGGGGGCCAGCCAACUCAGGUGGUUCAGGCGGGUCGGGCGUGAUUGUUUCCACACCUCAUGCAUGAUUGAUGAUGACGUUCACGGUGGUAACUGACUUACUGGAUUUUUGCCUUACUUCGAAGGACAUACGAGUAAUAAUUUACUAAAUUUAGUAAUUAGUUGCGGGUAACAAAAACAAAGAGGGGUUUCAGAUAAGAUUAUGCAAAACAGUGUUUACUGAUUUACUGGAUAAUAAUGAAAUUGUUGAAUUUGA